Labeo rohita (rohu) is the source of this 2798-nucleotide messenger RNA. It is a transcript of the gene slco2a1, whose product is annotated as solute carrier organic anion transporter family, member 2A1. The record is from RefSeq and is a predicted model, not a curated record. The coding region runs from base 8 to 1939 and encodes 643 amino acids. Gene Ontology annotation, biological process: sodium-independent organic anion transport; prostaglandin transport; transmembrane transport. Gene Ontology annotation, cellular component: membrane. NCBI's taxonomy places the organism in Eukaryota, Metazoa, Chordata, Actinopteri, Cypriniformes, Cyprinidae. Gene Ontology annotation, molecular function: protein binding; prostaglandin transmembrane transporter activity. The transcript is spliced from 14 exons.
AUCACCGAUGUGGAAACGUGUCUUGUUCAUCCUUGUUGAAACAAGCCUAACAACCAACUUUACCUUUAUAGGAAACAUGGACAUAUACGCCAAGACAGCGUUGUUUAGUAACAUAAAGGUCUUCGUGUUGUGUCAUGGCCUGCUCCAGCUCACCCAGCUCUUGUAUAGCUCUUACUUCAAAAGCACAAUCACCACAAUCGAGAGACGCUAUGGCCUGGACAGCCUCUCCUCAGGAACCAUCUCUUCCCUCCAUGAGGUAGGGAACACGGUGCUCAUAGCGUUCGUUAGUUACAUGGGUAGUCGGGUUCACCGACCUCGCUUCAUUGGACUGGGAGGCCUGCUAAUGUCCAUCAGUGCCAUCCUCUUAGCUCUACCUCACUUCCUGUCCCAGCCCUACACCUUUGACUCUGUUGUGGAUCCCGAAGGCAAGCAGGAAAUGUGUUAUCUGCGUGCGAAUGCAACGGGUCCAGAGGCUUGUGGUCGGGAGGAUUCACGGAAACUUGUGGACACCAGUAAAUUUUGGGCGUUGAUGGUUACAGCCCAGCUGCUGUUUGGAAUCGGUUCUGUCCCCAUUCAACCUUUCGGAAUCUCUUUUAUAGAUGACUUUGCAGGAGCUGGGAAUUCCGCUCUUUAUAUUGCUAUUCUCUUUGCUGUGUCAGUGUUUGGGCCUUCUUUUGGAUACCUCCUGGGCUCGGUGGUUUUGCGGAUAUAUGUGGAUGUGGACAAAGAAAACGUUUUGGGUGUAAAAGAAAAUUUGACCCCUGCUGACCCUCGAUGGGUUGGUGCGUGGUGGAUGGGUCUGCUCAUCACAGCUGGAGGUCUUGCUCUCACCUCAAUCCCUUACUUCUUCUUUCCCAGAGCACUUCAUGUAGAGAAGUCUUUCGAAUUGGAAGGUGGCAUAAUGAAAGAAGACCCCAGGAAGACAGAGGGCUCCAUGCUGGAUUUCUUUAAAAUGUUCCCUAAGAUGUUCGUCAGGCUGCUGUUGAGUCCUGUCUUCAUGCUGCUGAUUCUGACCCAGUGCUGUUUCUCCUCCGUGAUCGCUGGACUCGCCACCUUCCUCAACAAGUUCCUGGAGCGGCAGUACAGUGCCUCCGCGGCCUACGGCAGCCUUCUUAUUGGUGCUUUAAACCUGCCAUCCAUUGCAGUGGGGAUGGUCCUGGGGGGUCUGAUUAUGAAACGCUGGGGUUUGUCGUUCAGAGCCAUUCCACGCUUCUCUGUUGUAAUGCUCACCAUUUCUAUCUUAUGCUGUCUACCACUCUUCUUCAUGGGAUGCCCCACACAAGAUGUUGCUGGUGUUUAUCCCAAAACAUCUAAUGCCAAUAAUGGGUCUCCGUCCUGUAGUGCCAAUUGCUCCUGUCCCAGCAGCGCCUUUAACCCAGUGUGUGGGGAAAACAACAUUGAAUACAUCUCACCCUGCCAUGCUGGAUGCACAAACUUCACCAAGGAUCCCGAAAACCCAAACAGAGUCAAGAUUUAUAAUAACUGCCGGUGUAUUUUUGAUGUGGCCACUGCCAAGCCUGGCCCUUGCGCCAACACCUGCCCUCACUAUCUCCUGCCUGUAAUGCUUCUUAUAUCUCUGGCCGGACUUAUUGCCAGCCUAACACACAAUCCUAUCUACAUGAUGGUGCUCAGGUCAGUUCCUCCAGAAGAGAAGUCCUUUGCCAUUGGAGUUCAGUUUCUGCUUCUGAGGGUUCUGACCUGGCUACCAGCUCCAGCUCUGUUCGGGAUGACCAUAGACUCCACAUGUAUCUGGUGGAAAAUGGCUUGUGGAAAAAAGCAAGGAUGUGGUUACUAUGACAACAACCUCCUUAGAAACAGGUAUCUAGGACUUCAGGUGGGCUAUAAGACAUUAGGCAUUUCACUCUUGGCGUUUAUUGGCUGGAAAAUGCACCGGACCAGAGAGUACAGCUUAGAGAAUAAGCCGGAGGGACUCCUGUGAUGUCUCAACCCUGCUCAGCCCAUCGCAGCUCACUUUUGAGAAGCUUCUCAGUGAGUUGAGCCCCUGGAUAUUUCUUGUCAGAAACCCCUCCUUCUAACACCUGGCUGGAAAUGUGAUGAAUUCAGCUUGGACAUUUCUCAAGUUGUACAAAAAGCUUCUUGGGUAUUUAUUUCCAACGACAUGUAAGCGGGGCCAUAACUGGACAGAUUCAGGGACUUUCCACCUUCACAGUUAUUUUGGUAUUAAUAAAUAACUACAUAUAGCGCUCAAAACAAUUUAUUAUAUUUAAAGACAAAGUUUUCAUCAACAGAUUAUGUAGGAUUUAGGAUUGUGGCACCUUUGGGGAGGACUCAGAACGUUGGAUAAAUGUUCAUGUAUUGUCCUUAACUUUGGUUAAUAUACAAUUUGAUAUUGAUUCAAAAUGGUUUAGUGUUUUUUAUUUUAUUUUAUUUUUUUCCAUUUUUAUUUGAAGACUAUGUGAAUGCGUGGUGUUCUUUAUACCCAAAUACGGAUACACACAGAUACACAAGUGUGUCAGAUAUCAAACGGUGUGUAGCUUCAAAUAACAAAAGUAGCCUGAGGAGAUUUAAAAUGUUACUUUCAAAUGUGAAGACAUUUUGAAAAUAGACAUCAGAUGUUUGUAAAAUAUAUUUUUAUACAUGAUAUUGCUGUUUUAUUAUACACUUUGUGCGUACUUUUUUUUUUGCCACGGUUCUUAAUACAAAUGACAACAUGCUGUUCUUAUUGCUGCUUGGAGUAAUGAAUCGUGACUUUCUGAUAAGUCUAUAUUAUUCAAUAUGUAACAGUUAUUUACCAAUGUAUAAGUUAUUUCAAAUAUAAAAUUUGUUCAGAAUUUGUU